This is a messenger RNA of Heterostelium album PN500, 465 nucleotides long. RefSeq lists its product as uncharacterized. The transcript is spliced from 5 exons. NCBI's taxonomy places the organism in Eukaryota, Evosea, Eumycetozoa, Acytosteliales, Acytosteliaceae. The record is from RefSeq and is a predicted model, not a curated record. The coding region runs from base 1 to 465 and encodes 154 amino acids.
AUGGAAGAAAAUAGCUAUCAUAGUUAUAUAAAAAUAUUUUGGAAAGACAUAAGUCAAACAGAUUGGUAUUUGACAAAUAAGAAUGUAAACCAAUCAAGUAGAAAUAUGUUGUAUGUUGUUGUAAAAUAUCUCUAUAGCUUUGGUCAGAGUGAUUUUAGAAAUGGUUUAGCUUUUCAAUCCGAAAAAGAUAGUUUUAUAAAUAAUCAAGAUAAUGAUUUCAUUGAAUUUAAAACAAAUGAGUGUAUUCCAAGGAACUAUAAAGGUGCCUUUGGAUUUGCUCAAACUCUGGGAUUAGCAUAUAAUGAUUCAAUGACUAUUCCGAAAUGCACUCCACAAGAAUACUCUAUAAUAACUAAAAUCAAAGAUCAUAAUAUUUGUGGAUUCGACCCAACCACUGCCAAAAAAUUUAAUCUGCGCAACUUUGUUACAACAAUCCUAUCCCUAGGGAGAAUAUUAUACUUUUAA